Messenger RNA from Cynara cardunculus var. scolymus (artichoke), 2040 nucleotides. RefSeq names its product probable E3 ubiquitin-protein ligase EDA40. Lineage: Eukaryota; Viridiplantae; Streptophyta; Magnoliopsida; Asterales; Asteraceae. Bases 207 to 1778 code for a protein of 523 amino acids. The transcript is spliced from 3 exons. The record is from RefSeq and is a predicted model, not a curated record.
ACAAUCACACACCCUAUGGCUCAUGCUAUGCUAUGUGUCUUGUGUUUUCCUUUUUUAUAAAAGCAAUAAAUGGAAGGUGGAACAGGACAAUGAGGAGCACAAACCUACUGUCCAUCUCCAGAUAACAAACCAUCCCUACCAAAUACCACAAUGCAAUUGAUUUAAGAUAUAGACUAGAGUUUCAGGCUCAAUUGGUUGGUAAAAAAAUGGGGGGUGGAGCAGCAGGAGGAGGAGGAGGAUCCAAUAAACUCAAGACUGCAGCUCGUAAAUUGCUUCAUACAUGCGGCUCCUUCUCUUUCGGCCAAAUCCAUCUCGACCCACCUCCUGUUCUCCCUUCGUCAACUGUAGUAGUAACAUCAGGUUCGACUAAUAAUUCUCCGAAACCUAGCAAGGUUAAACCAGAGAUUAAUAUGACCGAAAUGGCUCCCAACGCAGAUCUAACCACCUCAUCUUCCAAGACCAUGUGUGCUAUAUGUCUGGAAGCUCUGAACUACAGCACAUGCACUAGUCCAGGCCAGGCUAUAUUUACAGCUCAAUGCUCUCAUGCCUUCCAUUUCGAUUGUAUCGCCUCCAAUGUCCGCCAUGGAGGAGUCACCUGUCCCAUUUGCCGUGCACAAUGGACUCACCUGCCUCGUAACUUGAAGAUCCCACCUUGCAGUUUCCUUUAUGGCAACCAAACCGAUGAUCCCAUCCUCCAAAUCCUUGAUGACUCCAUUGCCACGUUCCGAGUUCACAGACGUUCAAUCUUACGUUCAGCACGCUAUGAUGACGAUGAUCCCAUUGAACCCACUCACAGUAUCGAUCAUCCACGCCUUCAUCUCUCCAUUUUAUCUGAACCACUCUCUCAUCCAACCUUCAAUCCCUGUUUGCAUCAAACAGGCUCUGCAAUAUGCCAUCUUUGCAGAUCUUCAUCUCAACAUCGUCUGAAUACUUCCUCUUCAUUAUCACCGGAACCCGCUUACAGAGCCUCUCUUUGUGUGAGACUAGCACAUCAACCGGCUAUCGAUUUGGUAUUAGUCGCUUGCCCCAAUGGCCCUCAUCUUAGGCUUAUAAAACAGUCUAUGGCAUUGGUGGUUUUUUCACUUAGACCUAUCGACCGAUUGGCUGUUGUCACCUACUCGUCUGCAGCAGCACGCGUCUUCCCUCUCAGACGAAUGACAUCAUAUGGCAAACGAGCAGCAUUACAAGUUAUUGAUCGACUGUUUUAUAUGGGGCAAGCCGAUCCAGUUGAGGGGCUAAAGAAAGGGGUAAAGGUAUUGGGGGACCGUGCUUACGAAAACCCCCAAUCAUGCAUUCUACACCUCUCAGACAACCCAACAAGAUCAUACCAUGGGUUUGACACGGAAGUGGCCAUUCAGAUCCAUCGUUUUCACGUGGGCUGUAGCUUUGGGACUUCCAACGGGUUUGUGAUGCAUGAAUUUGAGGAGUUUUUGGGUAGAGUACUCGGAGAUAAAAUAAAAGACAUUAAGUUGAGGAUCAGAGAAGAUGGUAGGAUCGUGAGACUUGGCGAACUUAGAGGAGGGGAGGAGAGGAGAAUCCCGUUAAACGUAAGCGAAAGUGGGAAUGUUUGGGUGGAGUAUAGCUAUAUCGAGGAUGGAAUGAGCGAAUACAUACGAACAGGGGAAGUGAUGGUGGGAUCGGGGGAAAAAAGGGAAACGAGUGAUGAUGGUGGUGGCGGGAGUGAAGAUGGUAGGAACAGCAAUGCUGGGAGCUGGGAUUACCAUGAUCCCUAUAUGGCUAGAAGAUGGGCUAAGCAUCUGCAUGGGUACAGACUCUGAAAACUCGGCUGAAUAUACUGGGUUUGUUUGGUUUGAUUACAAGUAGUCUGCAAUUGAAUUUUGUUAACUGUUCCUUCGGAUGUGUAGGUAGAGUUGUUCAUUUGUGUAUCUUUUUCCUUCUUUCCCUUUAACAGAAACAUUAAGCUGUGAACACUCAGACAGACAUUUUCCUUGUAAACAAGGGAAAAAGAAAACCACAGCUUUAUCCUCAAACCCUUGUGUGAUUUCCAUUCACUUCUUUUGUUCAUGAUACUUGGUUAUA